UCCCACUCCACCCAUCAGAAAGCACCGGUAUGCUGCUCUCGAGUUGGGGAAUGCUAUUCUCUUGCUAUCGUCUAGUAGCCAUUUCUCGAUAAUCUUGACGUCUUUCGAUGUCGCUGUGGUCUUUGGAACUCGUCCUCAUGGCUUUGUAUUGGGCGAGACCCGACCAACGUCACCAACAUUGGCUUGUCCACGGAUACAAUAACCACUCUUACUAACGAUAGGGGAACCCACGCGUAUCUCUUAUCAUUCCCAUAGCUAUAGAUUACCUGCUUGAGAAAGCACCGGGUCCAAUCAGCCCUAUCUUCCCCUCAUAUGUCUCACACACAGCAUCACGAGGGGCAUAUCUGUACCCCAUCUUGCUUUCCACAUCUUUCUUCUUUCAUCAUUCUCGCAUCCUCUUGAUAUUUGCAGUUCCCUUUCCUACCCCCUAUCCAUACAAGACAUGUCAGACCUCCAAACCAUCCCCGCCUGUCGCGGCGCCGCAACCCUCGUCCGCCACGGCCAAAAGAUCAAGAUCAUAAACACGCACGGUAACCAAGUCGUCGACACAUGGGCUUUUGCACUUCCAUCAACCUCCAUAACCGUAUCCUCCAAGGUCGAAGCCCCACUAUACCCGAGUGCAACAUCGACUUCCCCAUCUCAGUACUCCGCAGUCGCCAACACCCCCGCCAGUGCGCCUGAAUAUAUGUCCAUGUGCCACUGCCGCGCAUCUUUGCUGAAGAUCACACCAGCCGUCGGCGACGUGUUAGUCAGCCAGAAGCGCGCGCCCAUGCUGAAGUUGCUCGAGGACACCAGUCCGGGCGUGCAUGACACACUGAUUGCGGCAUGUGAUCGGUGGCGGUACAGCGAGCUGGGGGUCGAGGGAUAUCACGAGAGCUGUACGGAUAACUGCUGGGACGCUUUGGCUUCCGUCUCCGCCUCAGAAUCCGGAUUGAGCACAUUGGCGCAGCAGCUCGGAGGAAGAGUUCCCGAUCCGUUCAAUUUGUUCAUGAAUAUUCCCGUUGCGGAGGGCAGUGGAGCGAAGAGAGGUGUGAGCUUUGAGGCGCCGGUGACAAGCAAGGGAGACUAUGUGGUGUUGGAGGCGAUGAGGGAUGUGAUCGUUGUUAUGAGUGCGUGUCCGCAGGAUGUGCUCACGAUUAAUGGUGGGACGCCUGUAGAUGCACAUUUCCAGGUCUUGGGAUGAGUCUUUGGUAGUCUUUGACUUGAGCCUUGGACAUGCAGUGUUCAGAAGUAAUAUAUUUAUUUGCCAUUUUGAAAU
Messenger RNA from Dothidotthia symphoricarpi CBS 119687, 1258 nucleotides. RefSeq lists its product as uncharacterized. NCBI's taxonomy places the organism in Eukaryota, Fungi, Ascomycota, Dothideomycetes, Pleosporales, Dothidotthiaceae. The record is from RefSeq and is a predicted model, not a curated record. The transcript has a single exon. The coding region runs from base 443 to 1183 and encodes 246 amino acids.